GAGGUGAUCCUUCAAAACUGGCUGUGCAACCCCAAAGGCACUCCAGAUGGAUUCCAUGCCAUGGACUGGCUCCAAGAGCUAAACAACUUAUACACAAAGGUUGUGUUUGCGGGGCAGGGUCUGAAUCGUAUGAAAGAGUUGGUCUUCAAACGCUCCAUCCUACUCCAAGUGUACCGAUCAAUGCAGCAAACCAUCGAGGAAAACUUCUACCUGACGCGCCAUACGGUUCAGCACAGCAAGCCCAAGAUGACCAAGACACUGCAACAUCUUCGAGAUCAGCUUACGACGCUUGAUUGGUUUGCUUUCAAAGCCGGU
This is a messenger RNA of Desarmillaria tabescens, 315 nucleotides long. RefSeq lists its product as uncharacterized. Lineage: Eukaryota; Fungi; Basidiomycota; Agaricomycetes; Agaricales; Physalacriaceae. The annotation marks the transcript as partial. The record is from RefSeq and is a predicted model, not a curated record. The transcript has a single exon.